UGGGAAAGAUUGAAGGAGUGUCUAGAUGCACUCGGGAACCUGGCUGGGAGCUUUUAAGUGCUGGUAAGUUCUAGACUUGGUUUCCAAAGUGGGUUCUAGAAUGGUGCUUUGCAAAGAGAAGUCUGCCACCGGUCCAUAGACUUGAGAUCAGGAGAUCAUUCUAGAAGACAGUUUCUCAACCUCAGAGCUAUUGACACUUGGGGCUAGAUAAUUAUUUAUUGUGGGGGAGGGGGUGUGUGCUGCCCUGUGCAUUGUAGGAUGAUGAGCAGUAUCCCUGGCCUCUACCCUUUAGAUGCCAGUAGGAUACCCCUACUCCAAGUUGUGACAACCAAAAAUGUCUCCAGACAUUGCCAGUGUCAUCUGGGGUGCAAAAUUGUCCCCGGUUGAGAACCUCUGCUUUGUAGAGUGCUGAUUUCUUUUUUAUUAUUACUGUUGUGAUUCAUAGCAGGGCUUUCUCAAUAUAGAAAGCAGUGCAUUGAUUUACCUCCUGGCACAAGCUCCUUAUCUUGUCAGGGACUGGCCCUUUCAAGAGCACUGUUCUAGAGCAAGAGGUUCUGCAAGCUACCUGAUGCAGCUGGUGGGAGGGCCCAGGGAAGGUGGAAGAAGAUGGGCUUCUAGAUCUGCCUUGUGUCAUGGCAAGGGCCUCCGAGAGCCAUGCCUGAAAGUCGAGAAGAGCAAGAACUCUUCUGGAUCAACCUAGCCACCCUCCAGCUUUGUUCUAGAGCCAAGUCAAGACGAGCAAGAACUCUUCCGGAUCAACCUAGCCACCCUCCAGCUUUGUUCUAGAGCCAAGUCUUUUUGAAUCGGGGGAAUCAGAAUUGUGAUGGGGGUUCUAGACCCAUUCUGUUGUAAGGGCUCUUUCUGGAUGUGUGGAUGAGUUUCCUGGGGGCAGGAAAAAUGCGGGUUCUCAAGCAGGGACUUUAUAUAUUCACCCUAUGGACAUAAGGAGGACACCGAAGGUUCUAGAAAUGCUCAGCUGGUGGCUUCCCAGUGUUUACAAGGAUGUGGAUGCAUCCAGAACACAUUCCCUCAUCCCCCUCUCCUGCAGAUAUGAUUGGACAGAGGAGUCGAAGCAGCAAAUGCCCCAUGGAAGCCAAAGUGAUGAGUGGAAGGGAGACCCUGAGACUUCGUUCUGGGGGCGCCGCCACAGUAGAAGAGACGCCCAGUGAAUUUGAGGAGGAGGCAUCUCAGAAGGUGGAUGAUCUGCUGGAGAGUUACAUGGGCAUCCGGGACCCAGAGCUGGGUAAGGGGCCAGGCGGUCACCAUGGUGGAGACAGCCAAGAAGACGAUGAACGUCCAGGAGUUUGCACGCUGUUUAGACUCCGUCUUGGGCGAGUUCGCCUUCCCAGACGAGUUUGUGGUGGAGGUGUGGGCCGCCAUCGCGGAGGCCAGGGAGGCCUGUGGCUAGCCUGUCCCCCAGGCGGGUGCAGCUCCAGCCCAGAGCGCACCUCACUGCCCCAGCCCUCCCAGCCAGCGCCUGAAACCCAGCCCUGCCUCCGAGGCCAGCCCAGACCCGAGACCCAGCCCUGCUCCAGAACCCAGCCCAGCUCCGAGGCCAUCUCUGAAACUCAAUCCAGUUCUAAGACCCAACUGAGCUCCAGAACCCAGCCCAAUUCUAAACCCCAGCCAUCCUGUAGAACCCAGGAUAGCCCUGAGGCUAAGCCCAGCUCUAGAACCCAACCCAGCUCCCAGACCAAACCCAGAUCUGAGGCCAAGCCAUGCUCUAGAGACCAGGCCAGCUUUAAGACCUCGUCUAGCUCUGGGCCCAAACCUUGCUCUAGAACCCAACUCAGCUCUGAGGCCCAGCCCAUCCCUAGAACCCAGCUCAACUCUGAGGCCCAGUCCAGUUCUAGAACCCAACCCAGAUCUGAGACCAAGACAAAUUCCAGAACCCAGAUCAGUUGUGAGACCCAGCCCAGCUCUAAAACCCAGCUCAGCUCGGGGACCAAACCUAGCUCUAGAACCCAUCCCACCUCUGAGAUCAAGCCAAGUUCUAGAACUCAGUUCAGUUCUGAGACCAAAACCAGCUCUGAAACCCAGCCCAUCUCUAGAACCCAGCUCAGCUCCGAGAACAAGCCUAGCACCAGAACUCAACUCAGCUCUGAGUCCCAGCCCAUCUCUAGAACCCAGCUCAGCUGUGAGACCAAGCCUAGCUCUAGAACCCAGCUCAGCUCUUAUACCAAGCCUACCUAUAGAAUCCAGUUCAGCUCUGAGACCCAGUCCAGCCCCAGAACCCAACCCAGUUCUGAGAUCCAACCCAGCUCUGGAACCCAGCUCAGCUCAGUGACCCAGCUCAGCUCUGAGACCAAGCACAGCUCUAGAACCCACCUCAGCUCUGAGGACUGGCCCAGCUCUAGAACCCAGCUCAGCUCUGAUACCAAGCCUAGCCAUAAAAUCCAGCUCAUCUCUGACGCCCAGCCCAGCUCUAGAACCCAACUCAGCUCUGAGACCAAGCCAAGUUCUAGAAUCCAGCUCAGCUCUGAAACCAAGUCUAGCUCUGAGUCUGAGACCAAGCCCUGCUCUACGGCCCAGGCCAGUUCUGAGACUAAGCUCACCUCUAGAAUCCAACUGAGCUCUGACAUCAAGUCAAGUUCUGGAAUCCAGACAAAUGUUAAGAACCAGCCAAGGUCUGAGCUUAUUCCUAGUUCUGGAACUCAACCCAGCUCUAAGACCAAGCCCUGCCAUAAACCUUCGUCCACCUCUGGAAUUCAAGAUAGCUCCAUGGCACAGCUAUAUGUGGACACUCAGUCCAGCUCAGGAACACCAGCUAAUUCUGAAAUCCAGGUGAGAUCCAAGAAGCAGCCUAGCUUCCGAACCCAAGCCAGCUCAAGAUCCAAAGACGGCAUCCAAACUCAACCUUAUUCAAGACCUCAGACCAGCUCAGGAACCCAGAUCUACUCUGCAGCCCAGUCCAGAGCCAGAUCUAAGCCCUUCUCUAAAACCCAGUUGCAUUCAAGUACCCACUCCUAUCCUGGGGCCCAGUCCAGCUCCAGUGAUGAGUCCACCUCUGAGACUGAGCCCAACUCUCAAACCCAGAUUAAUACUAUGACUAGGCCCAUCUCCAGAAUUCAGACCAAGUCUGGAACCCCAUCCAUCUUUGAAGCAAGGCCUGGCUCCAGAACUCAGCUUGGCACUGAGCCCCAACCUCACAGCAGAAUGCAGACCAGCUCUGGAAUGCAGUCCAGCUCUGGCACGCAGACCAACUUCAAGUCCUGGCCAAGGUCUAGACCUCAGUCCAGCUCUAGAACUCAGCUCAGUUCUGGAGCACAGUCCAGUUCAGGGACCCAGACUGACUCUGAAAAUCCACCCAGCUCCGAGACACGGUCAGUUGCUGAGACCCAGCUGAGUUUCAAGAUCCAACCAAACUCCAGAAUCCAUUCUAGUCCUGGGACCCGGACCAAUGCAGCAACAGAGUUAGGCUCCAAAAUCCUGCUUGGCCCUGAGAGCAGGCCCAGCUCCAAAACUCAAGCCCAUCCAGGACCUCAACCAACUUCUGGGACUCAGCUUCUCUCUAAAACCCUGCCAAGCUCUGGAUUCCGGUUCCAGGCCACAACCCAAGAUAGCUCUGAUAUCCAGCCAGACUCUGGAAUGCAGACAAGCUUUGGAACUCAUCCUGGCUCCAGAACCCAGCCCAACUCAGGGACACAGAUAAAUCCCAGGAUUCAGUCCUGCUCUGGAGCCCAUCUUAGCUCCAGAACUCAGUCCACCUCUGAGAACCAACCCAGCUCUGAGACACAGACACAUUCCAGACUUCAGCCCAGCCCUGGAGCCCAUCUUAGCUCCAGAACCCAGAGGAGCUCUGGAACCCAGCCCAGUCCCAGAACCCAAUGCAGUCCCAGGAUUCAGCUCAGCACCGAGACCCAGCCCAGCUCUGGAACCCAGACCAGCUCUAGAAUUCAGCCCGACUCUGGAGCCCAACUUAGCUCCAGAAUCCAGUUCAGCUCCAGGAAUGGACUCUGCCCACAAACCUCUGGCCUUAACCCUAGAACCCAGCCUGACUCCACUCCUCCAACCCAACCUCAGCCCCCAGACCCAACAAGAGCCUCUACUCCAGCCCCUAGCAAAGACCCUUGGCCUCUGCCUGAGCCCUGUGAUCUGGUACCUGGAACACAGGCCAGCCCCGGCCCAGCCCGAAGUCUACCUGCCUCGCAGCCACAGGCCCCGUCAACCCCCCGGAAGCCAGCCCUUUCCCCCAAACCCCAGCUCAGACCCCCGAAGUCCACCCCACCUGCUUUAUCUAUUACCCCCAGUCCUGUUUCCCAGGCCAUCUUACGAUCCCAAACUCCCGAGCCCCCAGCUCAGGGGCCUGCCCCCUCCUCCAUGCUCGGGGUCCCAGGGCCUGGGUCCCAGGAUUCAGAGCCCCUCCUCCACCACAGGGGUCCAUAACUUGAGUGUGGCAAUGUUUUGACCAAAGCCUGGGGCCUCCACCCUGUGAAACUGGAGGUGACCUCAUCCCCCCAGGGGAUAGCCAAGGGUGGAGGAGGGAGGAAGGGCCGAAAGAGGGGGUUUCAUUUCAUUCCGGUCUGGCUCUGGGAGGUGUAAGUGGAUCCAGGUCUGUGGGGAGAAAAAGGGGGAGCAGGAAG
Molecule: messenger RNA, 4583 nt
Organism: Choloepus didactylus (southern two-toed sloth)
Lineage: Eukaryota; Metazoa; Chordata; Mammalia; Pilosa; Megalonychidae
Gene: GIPC3
Product: GIPC PDZ domain containing family member 3
Exons: 3
Coding region: 1003-4386 (1127 amino acids)
Molecular function (GO): protein binding
Source: RefSeq, a predicted model, not a curated record